This is a messenger RNA of Sipha flava (yellow sugarcane aphid), 3193 nucleotides long. RefSeq names its product F-box/LRR-repeat protein 6 (gene Fbl6). The record is from RefSeq and is a predicted model, not a curated record. Gene Ontology annotation, molecular function: protein binding. The transcript is spliced from 8 exons. Bases 505 to 2967 code for a protein of 820 amino acids. Gene Ontology annotation, biological process: SCF-dependent proteasomal ubiquitin-dependent protein catabolic process. Gene Ontology annotation, cellular component: SCF ubiquitin ligase complex. Lineage: Eukaryota; Metazoa; Arthropoda; Insecta; Hemiptera; Aphididae.
UUGGUUCUCACUGCCGUCGACCGAAGGUCAGUGGAUAUUCGUCCGCAGUAGUCGAACUGUAUUCUGGUAUGCGAUUUACGAUAAUUGUUGCUCCCGUGAUGCUCCCGUCGUCACCGUCGUGUGUUCGCCGAUGACGUCCGCCGUAGUCGGCCACCGACGACCAUUCGCGUUUUGCACGCGCCACAAUCGUGCCGUCACCGCCGGCGCCUGUGCCUGUGCCGUCGUCAACGCGUCGCGUUAGAUCGAUACAAUAAUUUACGCGCAGAGAGAGAGCGCGAUCGCCGUGUACACGGCCAUCGUCUUCGUCUUGUUUUUUUCAGCGCUCCGCGGCAAGUUACGCCCGUAAGCGCGAGCUGUGGUCUCUAGAAUAAUCGCCGAACAGUUCGGAAUCUAGCCUCUUAUAUAGCAGGCUGAUUGCAUUUACUUCAUACGCUAGCUGAAUGAUUCUUAAAUUAAUGGAUCAAAGAGGUAUUAAGGAUUUAUAUCCCAUAGUUUUGUAUGUAAAUGGAUAAUUUUAACAUACCAUUGCUGAAGUUGAGUGAAAUGGAUAAUAGCAAUAAUUGUUUUAUCAGUGAUCCAUCUCUAUUUUCCCACUUGGAAAUAGACCAAGAUCAUGAAUAUCUAAAACAGUUCUUAUUGGAUCAAGAUAAAACUACACCUCAUCAACCUCUACAUGUUCCAAACUAUGAUCCAUUAUCAUACAAUAAUAUGUUACAUCCUAACAAUAACAUAAUGCAAGAUGCAUAUCGGAACAGACUUGAUUCAAACCAGUCAUUGAGUCAAAGUUUUAACAAAGAUAACUCAAACUUCAUGAAUGAUUCUUAUGGUGGCUACACAGUACUAACACCAAAUCCUUCACCAAUGGCUUUUAAUUACAAUCCUCAGUCAUUAAGUACAAACUUUAAUUCAGUGGACACCACAAGUUCAUCGAUUCUACCACUACCUGGCUUUGAUCCUACUACCAUUUCAAAUCAUGUAGAUACCUUCAUGCCUUCAGUUACUACAGGGCCAUCAACGAUGCCAGACUUUAAUAAUAGGCAAAUAAGAAAUGAUCAGUAUUCUCCUGGUAUAUCUCCAACUAUAGCUAGUUUUCCUACACCCGCUAGUGUAUCUGAUAGUCCUGGUGCUGGAGCCUUAAGUGCAUCACCUAUGUGUAAUGGUGAGAAUUCUAGUUUAAGUGACAGUGUUAUUAGUCCUGCUACUACUCAAAGAACUGGUAGUGAGCGAUCUGUAGAAACAAAUCCACGAUCAAUUGAAAGUGUAUCAAGUGAUCUAUGUUCACCAAGAGUUGAUUUAGAAUCUUUAAUUAUACAACCUCCACCCACUGCAGUCAUUACCAAUGGAGAGUUACACAAGACUACAGUUGUUCCACCCAAAAUAAAACCAAAACCUAUAGUUGCCAACGGUGUUACACUUACAAAAUCCGGAAAACCUCGCAAACGACGUUCAGCUCCAAAAGAAAAACCAGUUAAACCUAAGAAACCUCCAGUAGGUUCAAUAUAUCAAAGUGAAAUUGCUGAAAAUGGCGGUAUUAAAUUAAAAAUAUCAUUAACUGCAAUGCCACAAAAGAAAAAACGAAAAAGUAGAAAGAAAUCUGAUGAUAGUAAAAUUAUGCAAUGUGAUGAGCCAAUUGAACAAAGUUCUUGGGGUGAUCGGUUACCAGAACCUAUACUAUUUGAAAUCUUUCGUUUAGCAACUAAAGAUGAAGGAUGCAUUCCAUUUCUUGUCAGGGUGUCUCAAGUAUGUAGGCUUUGGCGUAUUGUUGCCUCUGACCCCUUACUUUGGACUAAUAUUGAUUUAGCUGGACGAUGGGUUUCCAAAAAUCCUAUCAGAAAUGAUAUUAAUUUUAGAUGGCUUUGUGAAAAUCGACUUGCCAAAGUUCAGGAACUCAAUUUAGGUGGUUGGCAGUUUACUGGUAUUCCAGCUAUACUAGAUAGAAUUAGUACCUCUUGCUUGGAUCUACGAGGACUGAGUUUAACAGGCUGGGAAGGUUUAAGUUUAAAUAAUGUUAGGUUUCUUGUCACUAAUUGUCACAAACUAGAACGAAUAGAUUUAUCAGGAAUAAAUGCUCAACAUAGCAGUGGUAAAAGUGGAGUUUGUUUAAACUCUCUAAUGUUCCUGACACAACACAUGGGUCAAAGGUUGACACACUUGAAUUUAGCUGAUAAUCGGCUUUCGGGGAUUACACAAUUAGUCAAUUCUUUAGCUACUUACUGCCCUAAUCUUCAAUCUCUAGAUUUGACUAAUGUCAGAAUGGUUGGUAAUACUGGACACCUUCAUAUUGAACGAUUACAAGGAGGUUGUCCAAAAUUACGUGUAUUAAGAAUGAUCACUAGCCAAUUGUGUCUUAGUAAUGUUCCAUUAAAUGAACAAGCCUUAUCCCCGGGUUUUCCAUGUUUGGAAGAACUAUGUGUUGCUACAAUAUCUAAUGAUCUAAAUGCUUCUGGACAACCAUUUAUUGAUGAUCAAGCUCUUGAGAGAAUUCUUAAAACAUCACAUAAAUUAUGUGUACUUGAUGUUAGAGGAUGUUCUAGAGUGACAGAUUCAAGUUUAGUGAGGGUUCCUGCUUGGGAUUUAACUCACUUAUAUUUAUCAGGAUCAUAUGUUACUCGAGUAAGUGAUUCUGGCCUUGAUCUGAUAUGCAAAAAGUGGAGUCAUAGUCUUGUGGAAAUUGAUCUUUCUUGGUCAAUUAACACUAAAACACUUGAUGCAGCUGUUCUUGCUCUUUCAGAACAAGGAGAAAAAUCUAUGCUUAGAAAAAUGGAUCUUACUGGUUCUUCUAUUAGUCUUGAACCAGUAAAGGCUGUGUUAAAUAACUGUCCUCUUCUCAGUUCUUUGAACUUGGCAUCCUGUCGAGGUUUACCAAGAGGCAUUAAAAGGCUGUACAAAGGUCAUUCAUUGGCUGAAUUACGAGCACAGCUUAAUCAUAAACCUGAUUCAUCUCAAGAAUCUGAAGAUGGAGGUUAGGGUUAACUUUUAAGGUACCUUCCAUUUCUUUUUUACUGUUUUUUUUUUUUUUUUUUUUAUUACUUUUUUAUGUGUUAUGUUUAAACAGUCAAGAGAUUGUUGUUCAAUGUGAUAGUUAUAAAUUUACUUUUUUUUUAUUAUUAUUAUUAAUAUUAAUUAUUCUGCCGAUACAUUAAGUAAUAGUACAAAUUUUUAAUAAUUUAUUUCAUUUUCAAUUUUCUUCCUU